Messenger RNA from Lottia gigantea (owl limpet), 924 nucleotides. RefSeq lists its product as hypothetical. The coding region runs from base 1 to 924 and encodes 307 amino acids. The record is from RefSeq and is a predicted model, not a curated record. NCBI's taxonomy places the organism in Eukaryota, Metazoa, Mollusca, Gastropoda, Lottiidae. Gene Ontology annotation, molecular function: ATP:ADP antiporter activity. Gene Ontology annotation, cellular component: mitochondrial inner membrane. Gene Ontology annotation, biological process: mitochondrial ATP transmembrane transport; mitochondrial ADP transmembrane transport. The transcript has a single exon.
AUGCCUUCAGAGAAAAAGCCAACUUUAAGCUUUUUUGAAAAUUUUGCUCUCUCGGGUGCUGCUGCCGUCCUUUCUAAAACAGCUGCUGCCCCGAUUGAAAGAGUAAAAUUAUUGGUACAGAACCAAGGAGAGAUGUUAAAACAAGGUGUAUUAAGUGAACCAUACUCAGGAGUGGUUGAUUGUACCAAGAGAACUCUACAAACUGAAGGUUUGCAAUCAUUCUGGAGAGGCAACUUGGCUAACUGUUUGAGAUACUUUCCAACACAGGCAUUAAACUUUGCCUUCAAGGAUCAAAUAAAAGCUGUAUUUAAACAGAAUAAAUCAGAUCCCUAUUUAGUCAACUUCUCUAAGAAUAUUGCUAGUGGUGGAGUUGCUGGUGCCAUGUCACUGUGUUUUGUUUACCAUCUUGAUUAUGCCCGAACACGAUUGGCAAACGAUAUGAAAUCAUCAAAAGGUGAUGGAAAGCGGAAAUUCAAUGGUCUGUUAGAUUUAUACAAGAAGACCCUGAAAUCUGAUGGUGUUCCUGGAUUAUACAGAGGAUUUGUCAUCUCUUGUGUUGGAAUUGUCUUCUAUCGAGGAUUCUAUUUUGGUUUAUAUGAUACUCUUAAACCACUGUUAUUAGGUGAUCGUCCUCAUUUAGCUUUAUCAUUUGUUCUUGGUUAUGGUGUAACAGUUACAAGUGGUUUGAUCUCCUAUCCUAUUGAUACUAUUAGAAGAAGAAUGAUGAUGACCUCAGGUCAAGCUGUAAAAUAUAACGGAUCUAUGGAUUGUGCAAUGCAAAUCUUCAAGAAUGAGGGUCCUAAAUCUUUUAUGAAAGGUGCUGGUGCCAAUAUUUUACGAGGAGUGGCUGGGGCUGGUGUUUUAUCAGGAUUUGAUAAAUUUCAAGAUUUGUAUAUCAGAGCUAAGAUGUCAAAAAAUAAGUAA